Molecule: messenger RNA, 431 nt
Organism: Suillus fuscotomentosus
Lineage: Eukaryota; Fungi; Basidiomycota; Agaricomycetes; Boletales; Suillaceae
Exons: 1
Coding region: 116-334 (72 amino acids)
Source: RefSeq, a predicted model, not a curated record
UUUAUCACACCUUAGCUAAAUUUGGACUUCUACCCAAACGACCUGUAUCUCUGCUUCGGGAACACACCCCACCUAUCAACUUGGUCUUCACGCGGAAGUUGUAUCCACGCACCUGAUGGCACAACGCCCUAGGGUGACCCACCGUCCCCUACUCAGAACAUUAGAAAUGCUAUUAGAAAUGCUAUUAGUGCAGUCAGUUUACCCGUGCACCUCAGUCGCCGAGUGGAUUACAGGAAUGUGUCAAACCGCUGGAAGAUUGAAGAUGAACAUCGUCAUCUGCCAGGCUCAGAUAAAGCGCACCGAUUUAGUUCAAGCCAAUGGUUUGCAGAUGUAGAAGCUAACAGACGGAGACGCUCAGUGUCUGAUGAAAGAACAACUUAUAUUAUCAAUACCUAACAGACGGAGACGCUGAAGAAACUAAUGUAAGACAC